AUGAUUCGAGAGGUGCUGGUUGAUGGGGAACUGACCAACAUGAGGAUUCGAGAUGUGCUGGUUGACGGGGAACUGACCGACAUGAGGAUUGGAGAGGUGCUGGUUGAUGGGGAACUGACCGACAUAAGGAUUGGAGAGGUGCUGGUUGAUAGGGAACUGACCGACAUAAGGAUUCGAGAGGUGCUGGUUGAUGGGGAACUGACCGACAUAAGGAUUCGAGAGGUGCUGGUUGGUGGGGAACUGACCAACAUAAGGAUUGGAGAGGUGCUGGCUGAUGGGGAACUGACCAACAUAAGGAUUGGAGAGGUGCUGGUUGACGGGGAACUGACCAACAUAAGGAUUGGAGAGGUGCUGGUUGAUGGGGAACUGACCAACAUAAGGAUUCGAGAGGUGCUGGUUGAUGGGGAACUGACCGACAUAAGGAUUCGAGAGGUGCUGGUUGAUGGGAGAACAGUCAACAGUCCUUCAUUGGUCGUGUUCAAUACCAACAGUGGAGACCGGGGCACAUAUGUCUGUUUUGCCAGCAACCAAGUUGGAACAGGACAGAGUGCUCAGGUCUCCCUGUCGGUGACAGGAAGUAUCCCAGUUGUCACCAUUAGCCAUAACGCCUACUCAGUUGUUACCGGACAAACAGCCACACUGGGAUGUACAGUGUCUGCCACACCUACCCAUACCAAUGUUUUCUGGCAGCGUAUAGACAAUGGUGCAGCUUCCACACUGACGAUUGAUGGAACCAAAUACUCCGGAUCUACAGUCAGUAGUCCAUCCCUGACCAUCACUAGUGCUAAUAGCAAUGACAACACAGUUUAUACCUGUUCAGCUACAAAUGCUGUAGGAACCGGAACUAGUGGUCAGACCUCACUCACGGUAACAGGAAGUAUCCCAGUUGUCACCAUUAGCCAUAACGCCUACUCAGUUGUUACCGGACAAACAGUAACACUGGGAUGUACAGUGUCUGCCACACCUACCCAUACCAGAGUUUUCUGGCAGCGUAUAGACAAUGGUGUGGCUUCUACGCUGACCAUGGAUGGAACCAAAUACUCCGGCUCUACAGUCAAUAGUCCAUCCCUGACCAUCUCUGGUGCUAGUAGUAAUGACAGCACGGUUUACACCUGUUCAGCUACAAAUGCUGUAGGAACCGGAACUAGUGGUCAAUCCACACUAACAGUCACAGGAAGUCUACCAGUGGUAAGCAUUUUCCAGAACGCCUACACAGUAACCACAGGGUAUACAGUAACACUGGGAUGUAUAGUGUCUGCCACACCUACCCAUACCAAUGUUUUCUGGCAGCGUAUAGACAAUGGUGCAGCUUCCACACUGACGAUUGAUGGAACCAAAUACUCCGGAUCUACAGUCAGUAGUCCAUCCCUGACCAUCACUAGUGCUAAUAGCAAUGACAACACAGUUUAUACCUGUUCAGCUACAAAUGCUGUAGGAACCGGAACUAGUGGUCAGACCUCACUCACGGUAACAGGAAGUAUCCCUGUGGUAACUGUAGACCAGGCCCAAUACUCUGUAUUUACUGGACAGACUGUCAUUCUUGGCUGUACCGUGACGGCCACGCCAGGUCACACAACGGUGUUUUGGAGACGAACACUCAAUGGGGUCACCAAUAAUGUCGCCAUUGAUGGCAGCAAAUACCAAGGUGCUACAGUAAACAAUCCAGACCUCACAAUUACAAACGCUACUGCCAGUGAUCAGGCAACGUACUACUGUUAUGCCACCAAUAUCGUAGGAACCGGAGCCAGUACUACUACACUCACUGUUACAGGAAGUAAGGACCAAUUGCUUUUUCUUCCUGUGUUAGAAACGGUUCAAGCUCUCCAAGUUGGACCGUCGUUUGGUACUGUAUAUGUACAUUGA
Molecule: messenger RNA, 1863 nt
Organism: Pecten maximus
Lineage: Eukaryota; Metazoa; Mollusca; Bivalvia; Pectinida; Pectinidae
Product: hemicentin-2-like
Exons: 6
Coding region: 1-1863 (620 amino acids)
Source: RefSeq, a predicted model, not a curated record